CACCGCAAAAAAAACGGUGACAUACUUCGCAUCCCCGCCAAAGCCCCCACUUUCCACCGAAUCCACCACCUCUUUCUCCGCCAUCUUCUUCUUCUUCUUCUUCAAAGCUUCAUAAAAUCCCAGUAAAAAAAGAAAGGAAAGAAAUCCCAGAAAUGGGGGUGGAUUAUUACAAUAUAUUGAAGGUAAAUCGCAAUGCAAGCGACGAGGAUUUGAAGAAAGCGUACAGGCGAUUAGCAAUGAUAUGGCAUCCCGACAAGAACCCUACCAGCAACAAGCAAGAAGCCGAGGCCAAAUUCAAGCAAAUUUCCGAAGCUUACGAUGUUUUAAGCGACCCCCAGAAGCGGCAGAUCUAUGAUCUUUACGGUGAAGAAGCCCUCAAAUCCGGUCAAGUUCCUCCGCCGCCUCGUGGCAGUGGGCUCUAUGCUAAUAGGCCCCACCACCACCACCAUAACCAGCAGCAGCAUCCCAACCCGUCUUUCCGGUUUAAUCCUCGGGAUGCUGAUGACAUAUAUGCUGAACUGUUUGGGAAUGAGACGAAUGCUGGUGGUGGCGGUGGCGGUGGGAGUAGUAGCGGGAGGAGCGGUGGGGCUGGGAGGGAAAAUGCUAGUAAUAAUGGGUAUUUCUUUAGGAGUACUACAAUGGGUGGCAGCAGCAGCAGCGGGGCUGGAAAUGCUGGUGGCGGAGUGGGGACUUCUGGAGGUGGUGGGAUGAGGAAGGAGGCCCCGGUGGAGACUGUUUUGAUGUGUAGUUUGGAGGAGUUGUACAAAGGGUCUGUCAAAAAGCUGAAGAUAUCGAGGAGGAUAAUCGAUCGGGCAGGUAAGUUUCGAAAUCUGGAGGAGAUCUUGACUGUUGAUAUAAAGCCUGGUUGGAAGAAGGGAACAAAAAUAACUUUCCCUGAGAAGGGUAACCAGGAACCUGGUGUCAUUCCAGCAGAUCUUGUUUUUGUGGUUGAUGAAAAGCCUCAUUCUAUUUAUGUGAGGGAUGGUAAUGAUCUAGUCGUUAAUCAGGAGAUAACUCUUCUGGAGUCCCUCACGGGAAAGAAUCUGGAAUUGACAACACUGGAUGGUAGGAAUCUCUUGAUUCCGUUAACUGAGAUCGUGAAACCAGGCUAUGAGGUGACUAUCCCUGAUGAAGGGAUGCCAAUCUCAAAGGAUCCUAGGAAGAAGGGAAAUCUGAGGAUCAAGAUUGAUGUUAAGUAUCCAUCAAGACUUUCAGAUGCACAGAAAGCUGAAUUGAGGAGAGUUUUGGGGCCCAGCUCAUGACAACCCCUUUGCUUGCAAGCUUCAGGGAUGACCAGAUUAACACAGGUAGAUAAGACAGUUGUGGGAUGUACAUAGAGUACAAAUAUUCACUUGAGGUGUGUGAAUAGUAGGAAGAAAGCCUUAUAGGGUGGAUGGCAGGGUUACUGCCUUUUUGGGUUGUGUCAUUAGAUAAUCAGUAUUAUUUUGUUCUUUGGCUGGAGCAGAAUGGGACUGCUAAUGUUUUUUAAGUGGGGGUCAGAUGCUCUUAGAGAGAGAGAGAGAGAGAGAGA
Messenger RNA from Coffea eugenioides, 1531 nucleotides. Its product is annotated as dnaJ homolog subfamily B member 4-like. The transcript has 2 exons. Lineage: Eukaryota; Viridiplantae; Streptophyta; Magnoliopsida; Gentianales; Rubiaceae. Gene Ontology annotation, molecular function: protein-folding chaperone binding. The record is from RefSeq and is a predicted model, not a curated record. The coding region runs from base 153 to 1262 and encodes 369 amino acids. Gene Ontology annotation, cellular component: cytosol.